This is a messenger RNA of Debaryomyces fabryi, 879 nucleotides long. Its product is annotated as cardiolipin synthase. The transcript has a single exon. Lineage: Eukaryota; Fungi; Ascomycota; Pichiomycetes; Serinales; Debaryomycetaceae. Gene Ontology annotation, molecular function: cardiolipin synthase activity. Gene Ontology annotation, biological process: cardiolipin biosynthetic process. Gene Ontology annotation, cellular component: mitochondrion; membrane. The coding region runs from base 1 to 879 and encodes 292 amino acids. The record is from RefSeq and is a predicted model, not a curated record.
AUGAGUUUGCGAUUGUAUAAUUACCAAGGAAUCUUUAAAUCCAUAGUACAUGCUAGAUCUACGAUUUACAAAGGACCCAGUCUUAAACUUCCCGCAAGAGCCUUAGCUACUCCACUCAGUCACAGUAAGCUUCAAUUUCAUACGUUUUCCCGUAUACUAAAUGUAACUAAAAAAACAAAUUUAGAUGAUCAAGAAAAAUUGACAAAACCUACGUCAAAGCCAUUACCACCAUUAGAACCCUUAAGUCCACUUCAACCAUUAUUACGUGAAAAUAUUUAUACGAUACCCAACAUGCUAACGGCUACAAGAAUAAUUACUGCUCCAGCAAUAGGAUAUUUUUUAAUAAAUCAACAAUCUGGGUUGGCAAUAUCAAUUUUUGUAUAUUCAUGUGUAACUGAUUUUGUUGACGGAUACAUUGCCAGGAAAUAUAACAUGAAAUCAAUUAUUGGAUCAAUAUUGGAUCCUAUGGCUGACAAAUUAUUAAUGACCAUAUGUACAUUAUCAUUAAGUUAUAUAUCAUCCAUGCCAUUGUACCUUGCAUGCUUAAUUAUUGGAAGAGAUGUGUUGUUGAGUUUUAUGGCAUUCUAUUAUAGGUACGUAACUUUGCCACCACCAAAGACAUUUAAGAGACUUAUCAAUUUAUCUAUUCCUACAGUUUCUGUUCAUCCCAACUUAUUGUCCAAAGUAAACACUGGGUUACAAAUGAUAUAUAUUGGAAGCUUGGUAUUACAACCUGCGAUCGAGUCGAUAAUGGCCGAGAAUUGGAUCGAACCAUUUCAUUCAGGCUUGUAUGGAUUUGAAUUAUUAGUAGCUACUACAACAUUUUUAAGUGGUUGCACGUAUAUUUUCUCAAAGAAGGCCAUAAAACCUGUUAGAUAA